AAUUGUUUGAUGUGUUGUUGCUCCGGCUCGGGCUAACUGGCUCGUUGCACUGUGUUCUGCUCGUACGAUACGCGCGGUAUUCGUAAAGCGGCCCUCCACAAUAUGCAAGGGAGGAGAGUGCGCGCCCGUUUGUUGUGUUGUGUUGUUUCAAGGGAUUUUUCAUUAGAGAAGCUUAGUAUUUGCACGACGUUCGGAUAAAUAAGACAUAGAAAGUAUGCAAUGCCUGACAAAAGCCAUGGUUUUUCGCAGGUGACGAGUAUACAAAUUUCGAUGUGACUUGAUUGGUACAAACAUACCUUUCAGUAUUCGAGUCUGCGGCAUUAACAAAAAAUAAUUGAUGUGUUUUAGUUCUAGCAUGCUAAGUGAAUGUACCUAGUUGGUGUGAAAUACGAAUACAAUGUUUAAAAUAGUUAACGGGUCGACGGUUAUUAGCUGUCGGAAUUAAUAUAGGUGAAAUACAAAUGCUUCGCAAGAGCCGAAGUGGCAAAAAAGUGGCAGUGAUUAGCGUAAAAUAAUCGCGUAGAAUUACAACUGAUUAAGUUCCUAUAGUAUCCAUUGCAUUAUUCCGAGAGAGAGUCCUGUGGUGAAAUAAAAAAAGUGUUUUCUAAUUAUGUGUCUUCAGGUUGGUAAAUCCCUUCCGAUUGUGUGACGCAAGUUGAGCGGCGCGCGAGAAAAUUCAGCGCCAGCGAGCAACAAGAAAGCAGAAAGUGAGAAUCGAAGGCAAAAAAUUUUAAGAUUUAUGAUUCGAUUGCAAUCACCGUAUAGGAAACCGAGGAAAAGGCGACGCAAGAAAAAAGAGAUAAUUUAUUAGUAUUGGAUUCAAAUUCAAAUAAAAAAUAAGAAGAAAAGAAUAAGAGAAAGGAAAGCCGUUUUGGUGACAACCGCAACGGAUGAUUCUCUAGAGAAAGUGAAAGUGUGAAUGAGAAAAUAAAAAAGUUGGUAGUCAAUUAAUAGCGCGCUUCUUUGCGGAAGGAAGUGAGAAAACUCUCGUUGAAGGGGCGAAAGAAAAAGCUGAUACCAGUUAAAAUCCUACGGACGUAAUAGCAGCCCGACAUCGAUGUGCCGUCACCUCACUUAGAAGCAGCUUUUUCACAAUUUGUUUCCUGAUUAUUUGAUUAUUGGAAAUUAUUUACUGCAACAGAUCACAACCAAUAUUGAAACCCGGAUUAGUGUGUAUGGAUGUAUUUGUGCGCGUACGUUAGCAGUUCGACUUUUCUGUUCUAAGUGGAAUUUCUGUGAGAUUGAGUGUGAUUUCUAACAUAAAAUACACUGAGCAAGUAUUUUUCAUCUUAUUCAUAAUCGAGUUUGUAAAAAUAUCAUCUUCACAAAAAUCACGCAUGCAAGGCAUCAAUUCGCAAAAAAGUCAAUACACAAUAAAAAGCUUUUGUGAUAGUUUUAUAAAUCAAGUAAGCCUAUUUUAAGAAAAUAGUGAAAGUAUUAAGUGAAAGUGUGCAAGGUUUUAUGGUAGCAGAAUAAUCACCGUUGAAUUCAUGAGUUGUAUGCAACGUUCAUUAAUCCAAGAUGAAACAGAUGGUUGAAUACUAAUCUCCUCGAUAAUCAGGAGCUGUUUGUUUGGAUUUUGUGGAACAGCCUUCCAGCUGCUUUCGAGGCAAGGUCAAAGAUACGACCAAGCUUGAGCCUAAACCAAACUUUUCAUAAUGACGAUGAGUACAAAUAACUGUGAAAGUAUGACUUCAUACUUUACAAAUUCCUAUAUGAAUUCAGACAUGCACGGUCACUAUCCUGGAACUGGUGUGGACGGAUUAGAUACUAGUCAGCAAAUGUACCAUCACAGUCAGGGCCAUGCGGGCCAGGGAAAUAUGCCACCUUAUCCGCGUUUUCCACCAUACGACCGGAUGGGAUAUUACCAACAGAACAUGGAUCCAGCCGGAUAUGCGCGAGCCGAUAGUCCAUCGAGUCAGGUGGGUGGUGUGAUACCUCAGCAAACGAAUGGCAAUCCCUUACAGCAAACGCAAGUACAACCUCAACAACAGCAACCAAUAGUUUACGCUAGCUGUAAAUUACAGGCCGCAGUAGGUAACGGCCCAAAUGGGAUAGGAACGUACGGUGCUGAAAAUGGUUCCCCUCCACUGGAACAGUUGGGUCACCAUAUGAACACUGCGCAAAUGACAAUACCUCAGCAUCAUAUGGCACAUGCCCAGGGUCAGGAUUGUUUCUCGCCCGACCAGGUGCACCAGAAUCCACAGCACAUGGGAAUGUAUACAAACGCUGGUGGUGGUCCCCCCGGAGUUGUGCCGCAACAACCACCGAAUAUGAUGCACCAGCAACCUCCGCAAUUACACCAAGGACAGCAACCACCGCCAAAUAGUCAAAAUUCCAACUCUGGACUACAGUCUCCACUCUACCCGUGGAUGAGGAGUCAGUUCGAACGAAAACGUGGCCGACAAACAUACACCCGGUACCAAACUCUAGAACUUGAGAAAGAAUUCCACUUUAAUCGAUAUCUGACCAGGCGGAGGAGGAUCGAAAUCGCCCAUGCACUAUGUUUGACAGAACGUCAGAUCAAAAUCUGGUUUCAAAAUCGAAGAAUGAAGUGGAAAAAGGAAAACAAGACAAAGGGUGAACCAGGUUCCGGAGACGAGAAUGACAUGACCCCGCCGCAAUCACCGGCGUAAACAACUGUCCUCAUCUCUAACUAGCUUUUAAAGUACUAGCAAUUUCUGUAAAAGUUUCCUCCUUUAAGUACAGUGAAGUCAUUUUUAUUAAGUUUACAAAGUAAUUAUCGUCACGCUCAUUUUCAAAUUGUUUCUUUAAAAUUGAACUUUGAAAAUCUAGAUUUUUUCCUAAUUUUUCAAGCAGUCGCCAAGCAUACGCAUUGAUCAAAAGUUAAUCUUCUUAAGGACAUGUUUACUGUAUACAGGAAAACAUGUUUACUAAUUUAUUAUAAACAUAAUAAGAAGAAAAAGCAAAACAACUCAUGUGACCUCAGAACUAAUAUUAAUUUAGAAUUACAAGAUCUAUACAUUCAACAAAACAGAUCACAGGCUAAAGGAAACAGAGAAAAAUUAAAAGAAAUGUGUGAAAUAAUUGUGCAAUGAGCAGAAACUCUUUUAUCAGUUUUAGAUGAAAGGUUACUAUUUGAGGAAGAACAGAAGAAAAUAUUCUAAUAAUACACGUACAAAAGUGCUUGAAUAUUCGAAAAAAAUAAAAAAAAAUAAUGAGGAAUAACAAAUCAAAAAAUUAUAUCAAGUACUUGGCAAGUCUUUGUUCUUAUUUAGCUUGCAAUAGGACAUUACUUCUUUAGGACAUUUCUGUUUCCGAAACCAUUCAUUUUGACCCCUUUCGGGGUGAUUUUAACCUCACUCAUAGCAAACGAUAGGUGAAAGAUAAUACCCAAACCAACUAUACCAAAGGCAAUAGUUUAAUUUAAUCACAAUCAUUUGCAUUCAUUUUAUUUAAAUCUCGCAGUAUAGGAACAGAUAUAAUUUAUUUGAUUUUUACUGUUGUUACUCAUUCAUACGUGCCCAUAAAAACUAAAUUCCGAGAAAUUUUUUUCUCAUGUGUAUUAUAAUAUGCUCUAUAUUAUAGCAAUACAGUCGGAUCCCAGUGAUGAAAGUUAAAUUUCCAACUUGAGUUAUAAUUGUCUUUGACAGGUUUUAUUUGCAUAAUUAGGCACAAACGAGUUAAGAAAGAACUCAUCAAACAUCUAUAUACGAAAGGCGGUAUACGACUCUUGUAGGAAAACUGUAAAGUAACCAGUUUAGAUAUAUCUUACAAAAAACAUCAUUCAUACUAUUGGCGAUAGUUUGACAAAAUAAAAUCAGAUCAUACCGGUGUAAAAUAUCCGCUGGAUUUUGGAAAAUUAGGAUACGUAAACAAAAUAUUGUGAUUUUUUCUGAAGCACCACCCAUUGUUUUCGGGGCUGGUAAAAAAAAAUUGCUGCAGAUGCAACAAAAAUACGUAAACAAGGUGAAAUGUGUAUUUAUAAUGUAUACAAAACCUAAUUCAUGAAAAAUAGAGUAUGCGUAAAACACAUGACAGUAGCCUAUAAGGAUUGUGUAAUUAAUACAAACAUUACUAGAAAGAAAGAUGCAAGUCCCAAAAAUGUAAGUGAAUAUAAUGUAAUAACAUACGAUUGCAGAUGAUGAUAACGAUGUACGUAAAAAAAUAUAUAUAUAUAUAUAAUCAUAAUUGGUACGGGAUAAAGCUACAGAAUUAAGACAUAAAUAUAAAAUUAUCUCGUUAAAAGGACAAACAACUAUGUUAUGAAUAAAUGAGAUCCUACGAUACUUUGAAUAUGAGAUAAUGUAUUGUAACAAACUUUGUAAAUACCUGACCCACACAAACUGGACAAGUAAUAAAC
This is a messenger RNA of Topomyia yanbarensis, 4324 nucleotides long. RefSeq names its product homeotic protein antennapedia (gene Antp). Gene Ontology annotation, molecular function: DNA-binding transcription factor activity, RNA polymerase II-specific; RNA polymerase II cis-regulatory region sequence-specific DNA binding. The coding region runs from base 1659 to 2636 and encodes 325 amino acids. NCBI's taxonomy places the organism in Eukaryota, Metazoa, Arthropoda, Insecta, Diptera, Culicidae. The transcript is spliced from 4 exons. Gene Ontology annotation, biological process: anterior/posterior pattern specification; negative regulation of transcription by RNA polymerase II. Gene Ontology annotation, cellular component: nucleus. The record is from RefSeq and is a predicted model, not a curated record.